Spodoptera exigua (beet armyworm) is the source of this 2796-nucleotide messenger RNA. NCBI's taxonomy places the organism in Eukaryota, Metazoa, Arthropoda, Insecta, Lepidoptera, Noctuidae. The record is from the annotation of a GenBank genome assembly.
AGUGUUGUGCUUUGAGAUAAAGUACAGCAGAGUGUUAGAGUGGGAGCGAAAAUGCUAACAUUGUUAACGGAAUACACCAGUAACAUAAAUGAUUCAAAUAUUUUUUUUAUUUAACUUAAAUGUGUUUUUACAACGAAGUUUAUUUUAUAUUCCUACAUAAAGUUGUGCAUUUUUUAAGCUUUUCAUAAAGAAAGUAAAUAAAAUAUAGAAGUGUAUAGUGAACUUUUGUUUUGUGCAGCGGACUGACUUGAACACUAAUGUUAUUUUUGUUUCGUUAGUCAAAUUGUUGGGGCUUAGCGUAAACGUAAGAGAAAGAAAGAGCAGAGUUUUUAUGAACAUUAUGUGCUCGAAUUACUUUUAAAAUUCUCGCAGUUUAUAAACGCGAUUUAUUAGUGGAAUGGUGCUACAGAACAGUGCAAUUUAACAAGAGCGAUGUCAGAAGCUACAACGCCAACGGCGACCGAGGCGCCGGCGCUGGAUGAUCGCGAUGUCGAGCCGCGCACGCCCAUGAAGCGGCUCGGCUCCACCAGGAAACUAGCCGCCUUCAACAACAUCCGCAUGCAGCUGGCGGAGCAGAGCCGCGUGCUGGAGGCGCGCGCCGAGGCCACGGCCGGCGUGGCGGGCGAGCUGCACGACUACUGCCGCCGCCGCGCAGACCUCGAGCACGACUACGCGCGCGCGCUCGACAAGCUGGCGCGCGCCGCCGCCCAGCGCCACAAGGACCAGAAGCACAAGCGCGAGCAGUGGGCGCUGACGAGCGCGUACGCGUGCUGGCAGGGCGCGCUGGAGCACACGCGCGCGCUGGCGCGGGACCACGCCGCGCUCGCAGACCUGUACGCCGGCCCGCUCGCCGCGCGCCUGCAGCGCGCCGCCGACGACGCGCUGCGACUGCACCGCAAGUGCCGCGACAUCGUGUCGGAGCGCCAGGAGGACGUGGGCGCCGCGCUGGCCGACGCGGCCGCCGCGGGCAAGGCGCACGCCGCCGCCGCCUCCGACUGGCGCCAGGCCGCGCUCAAGCUGCGCCACGCCUACGACCAGCGCCAGCGCGUCGCCGCCGUCGACCCGCCGCGACACAAGAAGCUCAAAGCGCUCGACAAAGAACUGGAAAAGCGUCGCGGCCGGCACCGCGCCGCGCACGAGCGAGCGCUGCGCGCGCGCGCCGACUACGUGCUGAGCCUCGAGGCCGCCAACGCCACGCUGCAGCGGUACUACCUCGACGACAUCGCAGACAUCAUACUGUGCAUGGAGGUGGGGUUCGAGGGCGUGGUGGGGCGCGCCGUGCGCACGGCGGGCGAGGCGGAGGCGGGCGCGGGCGCGGCGCGCGCGGCGGCGGCGGCCAGCCUGCGCGGGCCCGGCGCCGCGCUGGACGCGCUGGCCGCGCGCGCCCGUCUGCUGGACGCGCACGCCGCCGCCUUCUCGCUGCCGCGCCCGCUGCUGGCGCCCGCGCCCGCCGACGCCGCCGACCUGCUGGCCGACGCGGCGGACGACGCGCCCGACGCAGCCCCGCACCACGUGGCGGCCGAGCUGGCGCAGCGCCUCAACCAGCUCGACGCCGCCGCGCGCCAGCUGCGCGCCGAGUGCCGCGAGCACGCCAAGACGCUCGACGCCGCCGAGGCCGAGCUCAUCAAGCAGAUGGAGGGUGACGACGCAGCUUGGGAUGUGAGCGGAGUGUUCGGGGCGGGGGGCACGGGGGCGGCGUCCCUGCCCACGGUCCCCGCCGCCGUGGCCGAGGACCAGGAGGACUACUACUUGCACAAGUUCCGCGCCUACGUGGCCUGCGCCGGCCGCCUGGCGCGCCUCGAGGCUAAGAGCGCGGCGCUGCGCGGGGGCCUGGCGGGCCCGGCGGGCGCGGCGGCCGCAGACGGGCCGCGGUCCCCGCCGACGCCCCCGCGGCGCGCGGCGGCGCGGCUGCGGCGCGGGCAGUGGGCGGCGCCGCUGGAGGCGCGCCUGCCGGCCGUGCUGGUGUCGUGCGUGCGCGUCAUCGCCACGUACGGGCUGCGCCAGCAGGGCAUCUUCCGCGUCUCGGGCUCGCAGGUCGAGAUGCAGGCGCUGCGCGCCGCCUUCGAGCGCGGCGAGGACCCGCUGGCGGGCGUGCGCGACGCGUCCGACAUGAACUCCGUGUGCGGCCUGCUGAAGCUGUACCUGCGCGAGGUCCGGCCGCCGCUGCUGGCGCCGGCGCUGCAGGAGCGCCUGCUGGCGGCCGCGGCGCUGGCGGACGACGCGGCCUUCGUGCGCCGCAGCCGGGCCGCGCUGGCCGCGCUGCCGCUGCCGGCGCUGCUGGUGCUGCGCUACCUGUUCGCCUUCCUGGCGCACCUGGCCGAGCACGCCGACCACAACAUGAUGGACGCCUGGAACCUGGCCAUCUGCCUGGGGCCCACGCUGAUGGCCGCCUGGGGCGAGGGCGGCGCGCAGGUGGCGGCGCAGAACCUGGUCAACGAGCUAGUCAAGCGCAUCAUCCUGCACCACGCCGACAUAUUCCCGCAGGACGUGGCGCCCCACGCGCUCUACCGACGCUUCAGGUGCCGCCGCUUGUACUCGGUGCCGCUUGCUACCGUACGGCAAGCUGUGGGCCAUCUACUGACCUUUGCUGUGUGCAGUGACGGCGACGCGGGGGCGCACGGCGACGGGGACGCGCCGGCCGAGGCCGCGGACGGCGCGGACGACGGCGCGGCGGAACGCGCGGCGAGCCCGGCGCCGGCGGACGAGCCGGACGCGCCGGACGACCUGUCGCUGUACGACAUCGACGACGACGACACAGGUACUGCCCGCGUCCCGCGCCUCUGCCACAUAAUAUAA